Messenger RNA from Puma concolor (puma), 2605 nucleotides. It is a transcript of the gene MXD1, whose product is annotated as MAX dimerization protein 1. Gene Ontology annotation, molecular function: RNA polymerase II cis-regulatory region sequence-specific DNA binding; DNA-binding transcription factor activity, RNA polymerase II-specific; protein dimerization activity. The record is from RefSeq and is a predicted model, not a curated record. Gene Ontology annotation, biological process: negative regulation of transcription by RNA polymerase II. Lineage: Eukaryota; Metazoa; Chordata; Mammalia; Carnivora; Felidae.
CUUCGGGUUCUGUCACGGUGUUGGCGGUGCCCAGCUCACCGGCCCCCCUCCCCCUUCCGGCGAGCGCGGUCGCCAAAGAGGCUUUCUCAACCCUGCUCUGCGGGGUCCACAGCAGGGUGCGGGUGUCCGGCGGCGGCGGCGAGCCCGUGGGCAGUGGGGGUUGGUCCCGCGGCUCCGGCCCCCGGUGCAGAAUGGCGGCGGCGGUUCGGAUGAACAUCCAGAUGCUGCUAGAGGCGGCCGACUACCUGGAGCGGCGGGAGAGAGAAGCUGAACAUGGUUAUGCCUCCAUGUUACCAUACAAUAACAAGGACAGAGAUGCCUUAAAACGGAGGAACAAAUCCAAGAAGAAUAACAGCAGUAGCAGAUCAACUCACAAUGAAAUGGAGAAGAAUAGGCGGGCCCAUCUUCGCUUGUGCCUGGAGAAGUUGAAGGGGCUAGUGCCGCUUGGACCUGAAUCGAACCGACACACUACGUUGAGUUUAUUGACAAAAGCCAAAUUGCACAUAAAGAAACUUGAAGAUUGUGACAGAAAAGCCAUUCACCAAAUAGACCAGCUUCAGCGAGAACAGCGACACCUGAAGCGGCAGCUGGAGAAGCUGGGCAUCGAGAGGAUACGGAUGGACAGCAUCGGCUCCACUGUCUCCUCUGAGCGCUCAGACUCCGACAGGGAAGAAAUCGACGUGGACGUUGAAAGCACAGACUAUCUCACGGGGGACCUGGACUGGAGCAGCAGCAGCGUGAGCGAUUCCGACGAGCGGGGAAGCAUGCAGAGCCUCGGCAGUGACGAGGGCUACUCCAGCUCCAGCAUGAAGAGGAUAAAGCUCCAGGACAAUCACAAGACGUGUCUGGGCCUCUAAGACAGCGUGGUCUCCUCGGCUGCCUCCCGAUGGUUCUCUCGGCGGACGGGCUUAGGUAGUGUAUUGGACCCGCCCACAGCCCCCCUGCACGUAAGCUUCCGUGUACCACCUCUACCAAACUCAGCUUUGUAAACGUUCUCGCGGAAGUGCUUAGGAUUGUGGGUUUCUGAUUGCAUCCACUAGCUUCUCUCUCUGUCCCUAAAAAUUCAUCCGAGAGACUGUACAUUCCAAUCAAUUUGAAGCACCCAAGAAUUCUUAGACCGAAUAAGCAACUUUCACAUCUCAGCAGUUUCCCCCUCUUCCUUACCAUCCCCGUGUAGUCUAGCAAACCUUUCUUAGAGUUUUCUGGCUAUGUUACUCACCUAGCAGAAAUGUCCGAAUGUGUCUUGUGCUUAGGAACCUGAAGGAAACAAACUUUUAAAGUCGAGAUCCUGAUCUCAGAACUCCAAAGCAAGCUUUGAAAGCGGCGUUUAAGAGCACUUAACUGUGGACCUCACCCCCCGUGAGGAGUCAGGAAUACCUCCAGAAAACACCCCCUCACACACACCCUGCGCUGCUUCCCCGACCCGCGACCCGCGUGUGGAUGGGAGCAGUACUUCUCACUUUAGAAUGGACAUCUUGAUGGCAGGUCUCUGGGGCUGCACAGCUUUAUCAGAGCUCCAGUGGCGCUCGCUCCCACCCACCAGACGGUACAAUCUCUGCGAUGUGCUCUGGGCCGCGCCGUCCACUGCUGUCCCAAGACCCGUUUUCCCCUCCAAGUUUGUUAUGCUACUUGUCUCUGGAACAUUUUUUUUUCCUACCUCAGAGAUAAAUGAGAUCUCCAUUUCCCACUUAACACAAAGCGAUUAUGCCUUUUUUUCACCCCCAAAUAAGUGACACUUGGUCCAACUCUAAUCUAUUUUCCUAUCUAACUUUCAGCAAUAACUGAGCUUUGGCACUAGCUGAGCUAGUGUCCAUCAUCAGUGAAAGGAAAAGUCCACAUUUCUACUCUGUUGCAGGUGAACAGGAGGGGAGGGUACAGUGUUAUUAGAAUUCCUCUCCUUAUUUUUGGAUACGCCCAGAAUCUUCUUAAUGGAGGCUUUUGGGUUGCUAGUUUAAAAGGCUGAUCUUUCUUUUUGGUUAUGAUUUCCCCCUUAAGUGGUCUCCCACUUUGUAGCAUUUUUAUUUAAGCUAAAACAGAGCACAUGUAUAUGUACAUAAGACACAUUAAAUCUAUAAAUACUAUUUAUUCAUUUUAUAUAAACUAAUGUAAUGGAAAACAAAUUCUUAAGACUUUGUGCUUUUAUAGAUGUUCUAGAAACUUUGUAUGUAGGUAUCUACAAAAUUGGUUCGUUCCCCUUAAUAUUUUUGCAUUCAUAUUUUUGACGUCGAGGUUUUCCACCUCUGACGAGUCUUUUUCAUUGAAUUUGAACCAUUUGUAAACCCUGUGACGCUGAAACAGAUUGUGUGUCACAAAGUGACGAGAACAUUCCUAAAAUCCACAGACGCACUGCAACCUAAGGGCUCCAAGGCUGCACCAGCCGGCGGAGGGGUGGGGGGGGCGGGCAGCCGCCCAGCGCUCCCCGCCGCCUGCGGUCUCUGGCCCCCUCCCAGCCUCACCAUGCCUCCAGCGCCUCCGCCUUCCACACAACUCAGAGUUCAAACGUGCUCCACAAGGAAGCUCAUUCUGCACGUGAAGAGCGGGCCAAACAAAGAUUACUUUUGUUUUUUCAUUUUAAUGAUUCUCUAUUAAAAAAAUUUUAAUCGGA